UCUGGUGAAAUCUUGUCGCACUUUACGGGAUAUAAAGAGACAGUUGUCAUUUUUUGAUUUAGCAUUCGAACGGACAAUGGCAUCACGGGUGACAGUAAGGAUGGUUGAUGGCGAAGAACGCGUGCACAUCAGUUUGAGGUACGGUCUGGACGGCAAAAAAGAACGGAUAUUUAACGUGGAUCGGUUGCAAAAUGAAGAACUUGGGAAAUGUCUGACAAGAUUGCAAGCCAAUGUAACAAAUAAACUGUCCAAGUCCAGGAGGAAAAAGAAGAAGAAAGUCACUGAGCAUGAUACAGGUGCUGCUGCAGAAGAACAGGAAACUGAUGAGCAUUUAGUUGAACUGGGCUUGUUCAGAAAUAAUGUCCGGAUAGAAGAAACAGUGUUAAAUAAAGACGCGUGGAGAGAAGGGAGUGUUCUCCAAAUAGCCUUUGAAAAAUUACCAAUAAUCUUUAACCCACCAAAAGUCAAGUCUAUGAAAUUACAAGAGUGUUUCAUGGCAGGAUUUCCAAUUUUUCCGCGGCUGCAGUUGGAGUUUGUCGACUUGGAAUCGUGUGAAAUGUGUUGGUAUGUGGGAAAGGUGAAUCAAGAGAAAAGUACAAAAAAUGGAAAUUCCAAGAAAUCUUGUACUGAGAAUGCCGUAGAAGCGAGUGAUACAGAAGUCCAAAAAUGUAAUGGUGAUGUAGGGAAUUCACAGAAAAAGAAUAAACAGUCAGGGACUAAAGAUAUAGUGAAAACGGUGAAGGAGUGGAUUAUGGUUAGUACGGAGCGAGUUUUCACUCCACUGAACGCACAUAUUAAUCAUCGUCUAAAACUGACAUGUACUCCCAGAAACUCUACAAUGACGGGGGAUGAAGUGAGUAUAGAACCAGAGAUGGAGAUUGAAGCUGGACCUGGAAAGUGUCCAUUUGAGAAAAGAUGUGAACAUACCAAAGAUCUUACUCCAUCAGGAAGUUUUCGUGUGGUAUCUUAUAAUAUCCUGGCCGAUCUCUACGCAGACUCUGACUUCUCCCGAAAUGUUCUCUACCCGUACUGCCCCCCAUAUGCUCUCCAUAUUGAUUACAGGAAACAACUUUUUGUCAAGGAACUCCAAUGCUACAACGCUGAUUUGAUAUGUCUUCAGGAAGUGGACAGAAAAGUUUUCAUAAAUGACAUCCGGCCAUUUUUUGAAAUGUUGGGGUUGGAGUCACUUCAUAGGUCAAAGGCCGGUGAGGUCAAUGAGGGCAUGGUGACCUGCUUCAGAAUGUCAAAGUUUAAAUUGUUAGGUCAGCAUGACAUCACUCUGACAGAAGAGCUGAAGAACAAUGCUGCAUUGACUGUUCUCUAUGAGAAAGUGUCUGCUAAUGAGAGUUUGACGGAGAAGGUUUUCUCACGCACAACCGUUCUUCAGGUAACUGUGCUGGAGUCUCUUGAUGUACCUGGUGAGGUGGUUUGUGUGGCUAACACACACCUGUUCUUCCACCCAAAAGCCAAUCAUGUUCGUCUGAUUCAGAUCAUCACCUGUAUGGAACACCUGAACAAGGUUAAAUCACAUUACACGCAACAGGGUAAGCAGGUGUCCCUUGUAUUCUGUGGAGAUUUUAACAGCGUCCCACCUGUUGGGGUCAAUGAGUACAUGACCACGGGUCAAAUCUCUGCUGACCAUACAGACUGGACAGUAGGGGGAGCUGAAGAAACAUUGGAUCUAGAGGAUGGUUUCCGGCAUCCUUUCGUCAUGGAGAGCGGAUGUGGCUACCCGGUGUACACAAACUUUGUCGGUGGGUUCUGUGGAACCCUGGACUAUGUUUACGUGGAUACAUCGGGACUUAAGGUGCAAAGCGUCGUGCCCAACCCUGAUGAAGAAGACGUCACAUUGCACACAGCUCUGCCCAGCAUCGUGUUCCCGUCAGAUCAUAUAGCACAAGUGUGCGAUGUAGAAUUUAGAAAGUAGAUCGUGUGUAUGAAUUUUAUUUUACAUAUAGUACGUCUUGGCUGAUGCUUAUAUUUACGGAUGCAUUUUUACAAACAUAUGUGCAUUUCCGGAUAAUGAUUCUGCUUGUAAAAUAUCCAGAUAUUCUUCGUGCAGAAAAAGGUAGAGGAAAAAAUAUGCAAUAAACUUUUUUCCAAACCGGUUAUAGUGGAGUGGGUAAUGCUUUUGUUCUCAAGGUACACAGAAUACUCCCUGGAUCCAGACUGAUUGUUGGACAUAACUGCGCAUGCGAAAUUGUUAUGUUUUGUUUGUGCACGUGUAUGUUGAUUGUCAACAGUGAUGCGGCGAUGGCCAUGAAUAAGGCAUGAUAAACCUGACCCAUUGCUAUGACACCCUGUGUUCACGCUCA
Molecule: messenger RNA, 2315 nt
Organism: Liolophura sinensis
Lineage: Eukaryota; Metazoa; Mollusca; Polyplacophora; Chitonida; Chitonidae
Product: 2',5'-phosphodiesterase 12-like
Exons: 7
Coding region: 77-1927 (616 amino acids)
Biological process (GO): nuclear-transcribed mRNA catabolic process, deadenylation-dependent decay
Cellular component (GO): mitochondrion
Molecular function (GO): 3'-5'-RNA exonuclease activity
Source: RefSeq, a predicted model, not a curated record